This is a messenger RNA of Prunus avium (sweet cherry), 1351 nucleotides long. Its product is annotated as 1-aminocyclopropane-1-carboxylate oxidase homolog 1. The record is from RefSeq and is a predicted model, not a curated record. NCBI's taxonomy places the organism in Eukaryota, Viridiplantae, Streptophyta, Magnoliopsida, Rosales, Rosaceae.
CAUUUCCAACCAAGUGCUAAAAAAGUUUGCAAGAUUUUAUAUCAGGAAAAACAGGUGCAUGAAAAUGAUCUCCGGGUACACAGCAAACGGAGACCGUCUGCAACAGCUAAAAGCCUUUGACGAGUCCAAAUCUGGUGUCAAGGGAAUCGUCGACAAAGGCAUCACAAAAAUCCCACCAAUUUUCGUUCGGCCGCCGGAAUUUUCUGGCGGCGACAAACCAAGUUCCGGCCAUCGAAUUCGAACCCAGUUCAGUGUUCCUGUUGUGGACCUCGCCGACACAGUCGGCCGGCGUGCUGACGUGGUUGCCGGAGUUCGGCGUGCCGCAGAGACUGUUGGGUUCUUCCAGGUGGUGAACCAUGGGAUACCCAAGAGAGUGUUGGAUGAGAUGUUGGCGGCGGCGAGUGGGUUCCACGAGCUGCAGAGGGAGGUGAAGUCUGAGUACUACAGUAGGGAGCUGCUGAGGAAAGUCAAGUUUGGAAGUAACUUUGAUCUGUAUCAGUCAAGGUUUGCUAAUUGGAGGGACAGUUUGCUUUGUGUCAUGGGUCCUGAGCCUCUUGAUCCUCAAGAAUUGCCUCUGAUUUGCAGAGACAUAACUAUGGAGUACUCUGAAAAUGUUCACAAAAUGGGUGUCACAUUGUUUGAAUUGCUAUCGGAGGCACUUGGGCUCAAACCUGACCACCUUAUUGAGUUGGAUUGUGCAAAGGGGCAUCUUAUUAUUAGUCACUACUAUCCACCAUGCCCUGAGCCUGAACUCACAAUGGGCACCAGCAAACACUCAGAUCCUGACUUUCUCACCAUCCUACUCCAGGACCAAAUUGGUGGCCUCCAAGUUUUGUCUGAGAACCAGUGGAUUGAUGUUCCUCCUGUGCCUGGAGCUCUUGUAGUCAACAUUGGAGAUCUCUUGCAGCUUGUGUCGAAUGACAGAUUUAAGAGCGUAGAACAUCAGGUGCUUGCAAACCAUGCAGGGCCAAGAGUAUCCAUUGCCUGCUUUUUUACUCUGCAUCUUCACCCGUCGACAAGGUUGUACGGCCCCAUAAAGGAGUUGUUGUCAGAAGAUUGUCCGCCUGUUUACAAAGAAACCUCACUGAAAGACUUCAUUGCCUACUACGAUGAGAAAGGGCUUGAUGGAAACUCUGCACUAACACAUUUCAAGUGCCAAAGGUAACAAACAAUGAAUUAGGAAACUCAUGCUAUAUUGUUCACUCUUGGAUUGAUGAGUUCAGAUUACUAGUAGUAGGCUACUUAGAUUUGGAAUAACAGUUCAAUUUGUACGAAUUGGAUACGAAUGGCCACCGUAUACGGAAUCCAUUGAAAUUAGGCACAUAAUGCAUUGAAUUUGUUGCUGUUUGCA